This is a messenger RNA of Paramuricea clavata, 750 nucleotides long. Lineage: Eukaryota; Metazoa; Cnidaria; Anthozoa; Malacalcyonacea; Plexauridae. The record is from the annotation of a GenBank genome assembly.
AUGUUUGGUAUAGUUCCUCAUUUCAUUGCCCCCGGGGUGGAUUUUUGCAGCGUUAAAGGCCACCAUUACAUCGUUCGCUCAGAUGCUGGUAUCUACAUAAAGACAGACAGCUUGAGCAAAGAAAGUGAUGUAAAGGUGUUUAAUCUGCACUACUCCUGCAAAGGAGGAGAUCACUACCUUGCAAACAAUGGCUACUUCUACAUCGUAAAAGGUAACAACUACCGCAGAGUAACGAACAUGAACACGGAUUCUGAUUCUGUUGUCUAUUCCCUCCAUCCCAAUUGCCAAGGUGGAGAUCACUACUUGUCCAUGUGCGGAAAAUUUUACAUCAUCUACAAAGAUAGAGGUAUCUACAGGAGGACAACAAACAUGAACAAAGACGAUGACGCCGUGGAAUACCCUCUCCACCCCAACUGCAAGGAUGGUCUAUACUACUGGGGUCUGGAAAAAUAUGCCUACACAAUUAAGCCACUGGGAGAUUGGGAUCCUCAAUAUCACAAGACAAGCAAUAUGAACCACGACUGGGAUAGCCAUGACCAAUCCUUCAACAACGAUGUUGUAAACUUUUUGCCAGGAGCUCCAGGACAAGCGGUCAUUAAAGAUGGUAAUUCUAUUGGAGAAUACAAGCUUGCAAAAUGUUCCGAGAAAAUGGAGAAUGCAUCAAAGGAUACGGGGAUCGAUUGCACAUUAUUCAUGAACUUUUCAUUCUUUGUUUUAAUGGUUGUAUAUCUCUCACGAAAUUAUGAAUAG